AUGUUUUCAUCAGGCACGACCAAAACACCCUGGCGGCGGACGGAGCGGGAUCCAGAAGCUCAACCGCUCUUUGCAUAUGUCGACGACGCCUGGAAGCCAGCUGAGAGCGAGACUGAGAGCGAGAGCGAGAGCGAGAAGCCGCCGCCCGACAGCUUCGCCACCAUAGCGUGGAACAUUGAUUUUAUGCGGAUCCUGGACGAGCAGAGAAUGAAGGCGGCACUGAAAUACGUCCACGGCCUCGUCGAAGGGUCAGGCGGCAAGCCAACCGUCGUCAUGUUCAACGAGAUGGUCGACACCGAUCUCCAACAAAUCCAGGACCAGCCUUGGAUACAGCAGGGCUAUAACAUUACCGAUCUCACGCCCGAGUAUUGGGAGUCUGACCGGUACGGCACUUGCAUUCUCGUGCCAAAGUCAAUGCCCGUCACCAGCGUCUUCCGCGUGCACUACAAAGAGACCGCCUUCCAACGUGACGCGCUGUUCGUCGACAUUGACUUGCCGGGGAAACGCACGCUCCGCAUCGGCACCACGCACCUCGAGUCGCUGGAAGCCAAACCGCCCAUCCGCCCUUUCCAGAUGGCCAGGGCGGCGUCGUUCAUGCACAAGGCGUACGCUAGCGUGCUCGGCGGUGACAUGAAUGCCCACCAGCCCUUCGACAAGACGCUGCACCUGGAAAACAAGCUCAAGGACACAUACCUCGAGACGGGGGGCGAGGAAGGCGCCGAGUCGGGCAUGACUUGGGGUCAGAUGGGCGGACGGCGGCCACGGGCGCGGUUCGGGCUGUCCCGGCUAGACAAGCUGCUCUUUUGCGGCGGCAUAGAGGCCAAGAGGUUUGAGACGUUUGGCAUAGACGUCGAGGUCGAGGACGAGGCGGACCGCAAAGAGAUCAUGGAGGAAGACGGCCUCGAAAAGGGGUGGGCCCGCCGCCUGUCUGCCGGGUUCGCCGCCGAAGACCGCCCCCCGGCUCCAGCCCUGCAGCAGCAGCACCACAGGACCAGGUCCGCCCAGGACCCCAGGCCCGCCUUUGAAGGUGCCAUCCAGGAGGGCGGAGAGGACGCGAGGAUACCAGACUGGGCCUUGUCUGAAUCCGGCCUGGCAGCUGUCGCUAUACGGCCCCUGGCCCAGCCCGCCCCCACCCCCGCCCCCGACCACAGCCAGCCCGAGCGUGAUAUUGCGCCCGAGCCUGGCCAAGAUGGUUUUGGUCCUGGUCAAGGCGCAUCGGUCGCCGGUCCGGGCGCCGGAACGGCUGCGGCUGCGCAGCUCGCGCCGGCCCUCGCCUCCAACGUAACACCGGCCAGUCCACCCCGCACGCCAGUGUGGAUAAACGAGGCUCUCCGGAGCAGCACGCCACUCCCCGAAGACGACGGCAUGGGCAUCCUCAGGGCCAGGAUACGUGCCGUCCAGUCCAUGGACAUCUCCCAGAGCCUCAAGGCCCGUCUGGUGCAUCAGAUCCUGCUCGAGGGCUACGCCAAGUCGCAGCUGUCACCUGAUGCCGGGCCUCUCCUAAAGUCGGAGUCGCCGACGAGACGGGGCGUCAGCGCCCACGAUCUCGCGGAGUCAACAAACCCCUUGCAGGCGCUCAAGUUCUGGAACCCGCUGGGCGACGGGUCCGGGCCGCUAGACCUACCGCUGAGCGAGGAAGACGUCCGUCCGACAUAUGCGCCGCCCAUGCCCGUCGACGACCUCACUGGCCGCGUCGGAGCCCCAAGACUCGAAGACCACGGCCACCCCGUCCUCGGCUGCGAGCACUACCGGCGGAACGUCAAGCUCCAGUGCGCCGCCUGCGAGCGGUGGUACACGUGUCGCUUCUGCCACGAUGCCGCCCAGGACCACGCGCUGCCGCGCAAGGAGACCAAGAACAUGCUGUGCAUGCUGUGCGGCUGCGCCCAGCGAGCCUCGGACACGUGCAUCAGGUGCGGCGAGUCGGCCGCGUACUACUACUGCUCCAUCUGCAAGCUCUGGAACGACGACCCGAACAAGUCGAUAUACCACUGCAACGACUGCGGUCUCUGCCGGGUAGGCCAGGGCCUGGGCAAGGACUUUUUCCACUGCAAAAAAUGCGUAGCUUGUAUAUCCAUGACCGGACUUCACAAGUGCAUCGAGCGGUCCUAUAUGUUCAACUCGCCCAAGCCCGUCGUCUUCAUGCAGUGCGGGCACAGCAUCCACCGGCGCUGCUUCGACGAGCACAUGAAGACGUCGUACAAGUGCCCGCUCUGCAACAAGAGCUGCGUCAACAUGGAAUACCAGUUCCACAACCUGGACAUGGCCAUCGUGACGCAGCCCAUGCCGCCAGAGUACCGCGACACGCGCGCCAUCAUCUCCUGCAACGACUGCAGCGCCAAGAGCCAGACGGCCUUCCACUGGCUGGGCCUCAAGUGCUCCACGUGCAACUCGUACAACACGGUCCAGCUGCAACUGCUCAACCUCCCCGGCGCCGCCGCCAGCGACACGCCCGUGGGCACCCAGCCGGCGCCGCCGGUCGAGAUGCUGUCGCUGGGCCGCGACAUGCGCCGCGCCGGCAGCCAGCGCGAGACAACGCCCGGCCCGUCUUCGCCCGCGUCAUCCUCUCCCGCGCCCGUCUCGUCGCCGUCGUCGCCGUCCCGCCACUACCUCGUGCGGCUGCUCUCGCGCGGCCCCGCGCCAUCAGCCUCGCCCGAGCCGCCCGACACGCGCGCCGCCCGAGCUUUCCCCGGCGGCGCCCCUCUGGGGGCUGUGUCGGGGGAUCACAGGCGGGCGGGACAUGACUCUGCGGAUGACGAUGACGAUGAUGAGGAUGACGAAUACAACGACGUCAUGCUCAACUUCUGGGGCCGCGACGACCACCGCAACAUCACGUCGGCUGAGAGCGCCAACGGCGGCGAGGGCCGCGACGGCGGUGAUGAUGGCGAGGAGGAAAGUAGCUCGGAGGAUGAUAAUUGCGACGACGACGACGAUGACGACGACGAGGAAGAGGACGAUCCCAUUGUCCUGCUGGGACACAGGUGA
This is a messenger RNA of Lasiosphaeria miniovina, 2982 nucleotides long. RefSeq lists its product as uncharacterized. The transcript is spliced from 5 exons. Gene Ontology annotation, molecular function: catalytic activity; zinc ion binding. The record is from RefSeq and is a predicted model, not a curated record. Lineage: Eukaryota; Fungi; Ascomycota; Sordariomycetes; Sordariales; Lasiosphaeriaceae. The coding region runs from base 1 to 2982 and encodes 993 amino acids.